AUGUCCAUAUCCCCUCGUCGUCGCACCCUCAAGACCCUCCCGCUCUUCUCCCUCGAAGGCAAAACAUGCGUUGUGACUGGCUCUGCUCGAGGACUGGGAAAAGAGUUCCUCACAGCCUUUGCCCUCUCUGGCGCCAAAGGAGCGUGCAUUGACUUGUCCCUGAAGGAUUGCGAAUCGUCCAUCGCCUCGAUAGCCUCUCAAGUACGAGACGCGUACCCUAAUGACCCCAACGCGGUCCCAGAACUUCGAGCCUACGAGUGCAAUGCCACGAUCGAAUCAGACGUCAAGACAACAUGGAGCAAGAUCGUGGACGACUUUGGGAAAGUCGAUGUUCUUGUCACGGCUGCUGGGAUCGUAGAUAACGUCGAGGCCGAGAACUACGAAUAUGCCCGGUGGCGGAAGAUGUUGGACAUCAACAUUGAGCAAGUCUCAUUCCCUUUUCCCACCUUCGGCUCAUGGCUCUUCGCCCGUGAGGCUGGCAAGCACAUGCUCCAGCACAACAUCCAAGGCUCCAUCAUCCUGAUUGCCUCAAUGUCGGCGACAAUUUGCGUCCGUCCUCAAAAGCAGGCCGCCUACAACACCUCCAAGGGCGCCGUGCAGAUGCUCUCCAAAUCGCUGGCGACGGAAUGGGGGCCUCGAGGCAUCAGAGUCAACAGUCUUAGCCCCGGCUACAUGAAGACGGAUCUCAUAAAGGGGUUGCUGGAAAACGAAGGCAAAGAGCUCGUGGGCAACUGGGAGAAGGACAUCCCAAUGGGGAGAAUGGCUGAGCCGCAUGAGUUGAGGGGCACCAUCGUUUGGAUGGCCAGUGGAGCCAGCAGCUAUUUGAACGGAAGUGAUGUGAUCGUGGAUGGCGGCUAUACUGCUUGGUGA
Messenger RNA from Fonsecaea multimorphosa CBS 102226, 870 nucleotides. RefSeq lists its product as uncharacterized. The coding region runs from base 1 to 870 and encodes 289 amino acids. Gene Ontology annotation, cellular component: intracellular anatomical structure. The transcript has 5 exons. The record is from RefSeq and is a predicted model, not a curated record. Gene Ontology annotation, molecular function: oxidoreductase activity, acting on NAD(P)H, oxygen as acceptor. Lineage: Eukaryota; Fungi; Ascomycota; Eurotiomycetes; Chaetothyriales; Herpotrichiellaceae.